Drosophila miranda is the source of this 1342-nucleotide messenger RNA. RefSeq lists its product as uncharacterized. Bases 483 to 1253 code for a protein of 256 amino acids. The transcript has a single exon. The record is from RefSeq and is a predicted model, not a curated record. Lineage: Eukaryota; Metazoa; Arthropoda; Insecta; Diptera; Drosophilidae.
AAAUUUGAAUAUGGGAACUUCAGAAAAAAUUCAAAGCAAAUGGUUCAAUCUUUCCCUGACCGGGACGUUGUCUAACAACAACACCUUUGUGAGAAGGUAUUCAGAACAAUCGGAACUCGGCGGUGUUCUCCUUGGCAAGAGCAAAGGUCCGGCCAGUCGAAUCAAGUCGAAAGAAAACCGGCCAAAUGAAGCGGCCACGAACAGCAGUCGAAACAGCAGUGGGACCAGUAGUCAAAGAAAAAAGAAGAGGACCAUUAACUCCGAAAUUCUCGAGAGUAGAAUCGAAUGCCAGAGUGAAAAGUGCGACCAGAAGAACGUAACAGACUCUCCCCGUAUGCGGGAGUUCUUUAAAGAAGUACAACAGCGGGAACUCAAGCAAUACUACCUCCAGAUGAGGGCCUCCCAAAGGAUGAGAAUUGCCCCGAACCCCUUGUGUCCGGACUGGGGACUGGCAAAGCGAACGGAGAGGGAUAUUGCGCAUAAUGUAUACUGCAGGGGACCCCAGAGAUUGUGUUCAAGGCAGGGGAGAUGGGCUGGCGAUGGAGAGAGCUCUUCCGGAGCACAUUCAAUUGAACCUUGUAUAUGUCGGAAGUAGCUCCCUUGAAAUCCCCUAUCCAGCUCUCUAUGCCUUUGCUGUCAGCGUCCGUUUCAGUGUUCGUUCAUUCGGGCUCAGUCGGCACACAAUCAAAAUCCCCCGUACAGGAAACCCCGCGUUCCGAUUUUCCCGCACGGAUUCCACAACUUCCACUGGCCCUAAGAUGUACUCCCUUCCAAAACAAGAGUCACAGGGGACUCAGACCAUACCGCAGCCGGCCCCGAAGCCCAUAUGCGUACCGCUUCUGAUGGUCGACGAGGAUGGAAAGAAACGCUACUGCUACCAUGGCGGCAAGUGCCGAUGCGAGACUUGUGAGAAGAUGCGCGAGCAGCAGGCGGAUGAACUAGACGCGCAGCUACUCGCCGUCCUCCCACAUAGUCGCUUGAAGCUGGAGCCGGCGUUGCAUCAGGUGAGGCCGAAGCAGUACCGCUUGGAGGCCAUUUACGCCAAGCCCGAGUUGGCCGAGUAUCUGAAGAAGGAGCACGAGGAGCUGCGCAAAAAGUAUAGGACCUACUAUCUGCCCGAUAAGUACUACGAGAUGAAUGCAUGGAGGAUCCCCGGUCCGCAGCACAAGCAGACCCAGACGGAUGUCCGGAUCGGCAACUACGGCAUCGACGGUUGUCCGUGCGUCGACAAAUCUCUCUGCUGGGACAUAUAGUCUUUGGGUUGGUUGAAUUGUGGGAGGAAAGGGGAGGAUUGAUCUGUGGAACCAGGUUAACAAUAAAGAGUGCAGAUUGAGAAGCGGAA